AUGUCUGGCUUUAUGGAUGGUGAUGUGAAAAUUCGAUCUCCAAAUUCAGCUAUAUCAUCUUCUGUUCAAUAUUUCCAUCUAGAAUAUGUCACAAUCGAUUUAUACAGUCUCCUAACUGUUGCACCUAUGCUUCACACUCUUGAAGCCAGAUUCGUCAUUCCCGAUCUGGAAUUAGGUAGAAGUCAUCCUCAUCUAUUGUAUUUGCAACGAUUACGGAUUGAACUGUGGACUAUUACUUGGAUACAAAUAACAAUUUUACUUUCGUCUUUUCCACAACUCACUUACUUCGCAAUUACUGCUAGCCGUGUGACUAGUGAUAUGGCUGAUGGUUUUGCUUGGUCACGAUUGUUACAAGGGAUCAAACAUUUCGAAUUUGAACUUGAAUUCUCUGAUGAUGCCUUCGAACAACAACCACUCCAUUUUGACUCAUUUCGCACGAAAUUUUGGCUCGAAGAGAAAAAAUGGUUUGUUACAUACGAUCGAAGCUUUAGCUAUGAUGAAUGUUCAAUGCACUAUUGGAGUUCAUCUUCUAUCAUGAUUUAUCCAACACCGGAGAGGAUUCGAACGAUAGUGUCAGAAUCAACUGCAUCUGAAAGAGAAUCAUAUUAUAAUCUUCGUUGCUUAACAGUUGAUGAUAAGUUUUUGAAAUGUAAACUCUUACAUCGGCACACUGGUACCAAAGAAUUGUACUUGUCAGAAGUUACUGUUACACUUCCCACAACGCUCAAAGAUCUCAUGACUGGUCUUGAUACAUCGCAAAUUACGACAUGUACCAUUGAUCCCGAAUGGAAUAGAAAUUCGCCUUAUGAACACAUCGAAUUUUUACACAGUUUACCUCGUUUGCGUCGGCUCAAACUGUCUAGUAUUAGUCUCGACGGCUUUUUUCUUCAUCAAUGGCCGCAUAUUAUUGAUCUAGAGAUUGAAAAUGAGUUCAAGCAUGAGUUUCAUGUAUUAUCUUCAAAUGAUGUCGAUGCAUUUUGUCAUUCAUUUACUCAUAUCGAACGACUUGACAUUCACUCAUCAUCUAUCCCUGAUCUAGCACAACUUCUCAAUAGAAUGAAGAUGACAUUAAGACAGAUGCGAAUUAGACAACCGGACAAGAUCAAUAAUGAACAACUCAUAACACGUGAAUGGAUUAAACAAAAGACGAACUUACAAAAUUUUUACUACACACGUAAUCAUUGGAAUACUGUCACAUUGUGGCUUUGA
This is a messenger RNA of Rotaria sp. Silwood2, 1209 nucleotides long. The record is from the annotation of a GenBank genome assembly. Lineage: Eukaryota; Metazoa; Rotifera; Eurotatoria; Philodinida; Philodinidae.